AGCUGAAAAUGUUGAAAUAUUUGCUCGCAAGCGUGUACAGCAGAUACCUACUGAGUUUUCCCAAUAAAUCUCGUCUUUAAACAACAAAAUAUAAAAUUUUGGGUUAUAGGAAUUGGUUGGCAGUCCUGUUCAAAAAAAUACAGGUGCAGCAACAAUGGUAUCGCAAUCCAAUACUUCCAAUGAAUUGUACAAUCUUCGGUGGAAUAGUUAUUUUUCAAAUUUGAUCAAUAUUUUUACGGAACACCAAACUCAAGAAACUUUAGUUGAUGUAACUCUUGGCUGUGAAGGUCAGUUUAUUAAAGCACAUAAACUUGUUUUAUCAGCUUGUAGUAUAUAUUUCCAGAAAAUUUUCCAAACCCAUACAACGCCACAACUUUUAAUUCUGUUAAAUGAUGUCAAAUUUGAGAACCUACGACUAGUUAUACAAUUCAUGUACAAAGGUGAAGUAAAAGUAGCGGAUGCGGAAAUGCAACAAUUUCUACAACUAGGCAAAAUGCUGCAAGUUAAAGGCUUAUGUUCUGUGGAACUCCAUGAAAAACAAAAACAAAUCAAUAAUGAUGCAAAAAAAGAAACUGCUGUACCACCUGAGAAAAGUACAAAUGAAAAAUUAAGACUUCCUGAUGAUAAGACUAAUAUGCCUAUUAAGAUUGUUGAGCAUGAACACAUAGAUUCUAAGCAAACUCCUUUAUUAAAAAAGCGUAAAUUACCGUCACCAGCACCUCCAGAUCCUAAGAAAAAAAAUUUAACUUCAACCCCUGACGCGUCCAGUGAUACAAAGAUGAUUGAAAAAUUUUCACCAAGCAGCCCUGUAGAUGACAGAGAUACAAAGAAUGAGAAAAAUAUGUUGUCUUCAAGUUCUGUUAGUGGUAAAGAUGUUUCACGUGUUCCGCGCCCACCAAAUGCUUUCAUGAUUUUUGCAAACCAGUGGCGAAAAAAACUGGCUGUAGAAUAUCCAAAUGAAAGUAACAAAGAUAUUUCAGUUCGACUAGGAAAUAUGUGGAAAUCGUUAUCUCCAGAAACAAAAGACGCUUUUUAUGAAGAUGCAAGAAAAGCUGAUGAGGAACACAAAGAGAAAUAUCCUGGGUAUUACUAUAGUCCUAAAGAAGCCAGACAUCGAAAAGCUAUAGCAAGUAUUACUAGAGCAGUACACAAACUAGACCAGUUGUGCAGAAAUGACUUGAAUGAUAUUACUGAGCCUGAAUUUAUUGAAAUAAAAUGUGAAAAUGAUUUAGAUAGUGGACGUUCUACUCCUAAGAGUAGCAACUCACAUUAGAAACAAAUGUGAUAUUCUAAUAGGAUUCAUAGAAAUCAGUUGCCUCACGUAUUGAGGUUGACGAGACAGGAUAUUUCAUAUCAGGAAAGAGUGACAGCUUCUAAUUUGGUAAUUUAAAAAAAUGUACUUUGAAAGUACUUUUUGUCAUUUUAAUAACUCGAUGGUGUAAAAACAAAAAACUAGAAUGUGAAGACAACUAUAAAAUUUGUAAAAAAUAAAUAAGCGUGGUUGUGUUAUAUGUGUUCAAUUGCUGAAUAAAAGCUCCUGAUUUCA
Messenger RNA from Zophobas morio, 1546 nucleotides. RefSeq names its product protein bric-a-brac 1-like. Gene Ontology annotation, cellular component: nucleus. Gene Ontology annotation, molecular function: protein binding. Gene Ontology annotation, biological process: regulation of transcription by RNA polymerase II. Bases 155 to 1273 code for a protein of 372 amino acids. Lineage: Eukaryota; Metazoa; Arthropoda; Insecta; Coleoptera; Tenebrionidae. The transcript has 8 exons. The record is from RefSeq and is a predicted model, not a curated record.